Camelina sativa (false flax) is the source of this 1176-nucleotide messenger RNA. RefSeq lists its product as uncharacterized. Gene Ontology annotation, biological process: dolichol-linked oligosaccharide biosynthetic process. Gene Ontology annotation, molecular function: N-acetylglucosaminyldiphosphodolichol N-acetylglucosaminyltransferase activity. Gene Ontology annotation, cellular component: UDP-N-acetylglucosamine transferase complex. The record is from RefSeq and is a predicted model, not a curated record. NCBI's taxonomy places the organism in Eukaryota, Viridiplantae, Streptophyta, Magnoliopsida, Brassicales, Brassicaceae.
AUAGCUUCGUCGUCAUCUCUAAUCUAAUCAGAUUAAAAAAAAAAUUCCAAAACUAAACGAAGAAAGAUACAAAAGUUGUUGCUUCAAUGGAGGUCCACCACAAGAUUAAGAGUCACGUGUUUACGCCACGUGUAUUCUAAGCAAUAUCCAAAUCGAACGGUGGUAAAAGUAAGAGACACGUUAACCAAUCUUUCUCGAUCUCGCCACCGCGCCGUGGUUCUCCGUGACUCCGUCGCCGUUUUGGGAAAGAGAAGAGUGUUAUCAGGAUCAUGGAGGAAGGUUGCAACUGCUUUACCUCGAAGAUGGUCUCAAAUUUGAGCAUUGGUUUGUUUAUAGUUUUGGGGAUCGUUCUUCUGAUGGUUCGUGUACUGUACGUUGUAUACCGUUGUGGCAAACCUUUUCCAAAAGGAGCUUCACAGUAUUUUAGUACUCUUGUUGUUCUUGGUUCUGGGGGGCACACUGCAGAGAUGUUGAGUCUCCUCUCUGUUUUGCGUAUGGAUAGAUUUACACCAAGGUUUUACAUUGCUGCAGCUACGGAUAACAUGAGUCUCCAGAAAGCUCGUAGUUUUGAAGAUUCUCUAGCUGUUAAGCCUGCUAUUAAGGAAGCAUCAUCACAGUUUAUGCAAAUUUACCGUAGUCGUGAAGUUGGUCAGUCUUAUGUGACUUCUGUUUGGACUACCAUUGUUGCUAUUGUUCACGGUCUGUGGCUAAUGAUCCGGAUCAGACCACAAGUGAUCCUGUGCAAUGGUCCUGGGACCUGUAUUCCUCUGUGUGUGAUUGCUUUCUUAUUCAAGGUGCUAGGAAUCAGAUGGUCAUCAAUCUUUUAUGUUGAGAGUGUAGCAAGAGUUAAGAAGCUUUCAUUAAGUGGAUUGCUACUUUACAAAUUGAGGAUAGCUGAUCAAUUCUUUGUCCAAUGGCCUCAACUGCAAAAGAAGUAUCCUCGGGCUCACUAUGUUGGGUGCCUGAUGUAAGCUGACUGGAACCCUCCUCACACCAAAAUUUAUUACAGUAACUUAGAAUAGCUACAAAGCCUACACCUUCUCUUUAUAUACAGGAUUGAGUCACACUUUAGUAAUAUUUCAUCUUUGUUGCUAUGAAGUCAAGUUUUAUAAACUGAAGUUCUGUAAUCAGCUGUUCUGAAGUUGUUAAUGCUAUUUCACUGAGCGUAUGAUGUGA